Molecule: messenger RNA, 719 nt
Organism: Clunio marinus
Lineage: Eukaryota; Metazoa; Arthropoda; Insecta; Diptera; Chironomidae
Source: the annotation of a GenBank genome assembly
AUAUUAAAAGCAUGAAAAGAAAAACUCUAAGCUAAAAAAUGUGUGAUGAUACUUCGUGGAGUAAUUGUCAUGUUGACAUUUGGUUCGUCAUCUCUCGAUAUUUAUCACCUGAAGACACACUUAACUUUGCGUUAAUUUGUAAGAAAACAUUUUUUGUGACAAACUCAGAAACAUAUUGGAAUGGAUUAUUUGAUCGUUUCAUUCGGUCCAAGUAUAAAUGGCUAGAUAAACCUACAACAAGUAAUGGAUCCUGUAUACGAGAUGAAACAAUACGAGAAUUAUUUAAGAUGUACCCAAAGUUUAUGAAUCGAAAACGAGAUCCAGAUUCCUAUGACAAAGCAGUUGGAAAGAUUUGCAUCAGUAUCAAACAUUCCUUAAAUGAAAAGUUCAUGGAUCAAUCUUAUGUUUUUAAAGUAAAAUCGAAAUCGAAAGCAAUAAGUAAACUUGCGCAGCUUAAUAGAGAUGAAGGGUGUCAAUUACUUGUUAUUAGAUCAAAACAGUUUGUACCAUUUCCAUAUGAAUCUGAUAAUUUGACAGUGAAGUAUGUCUCGAAAAAUCUUUCUCGUGGUUUUCGGGCAUACAAAUUGAAAAUUCAAUUCUGCGAUCAUUUUGGAAAUUCAGCGGGUGAAACUCUCGUUUUUGAUCCAAUAAUUAGUGUGCAGCUUUAUGAUUGGUGGGAACCUGAAUACAAAGCUUACAUAACAAGCGGAUCUUAUUAA